Molecule: messenger RNA, 1512 nt
Organism: Pyricularia grisea
Lineage: Eukaryota; Fungi; Ascomycota; Sordariomycetes; Magnaporthales; Pyriculariaceae
Exons: 5
Coding region: 1-1512 (503 amino acids)
Biological process (GO): transmembrane transport
Cellular component (GO): membrane
Molecular function (GO): transmembrane transporter activity
Source: RefSeq, a predicted model, not a curated record
AUGAGUAACGCACCAAAUGGCGAUAGCCACGAUGACAUCUCCAAGGUGGGAGGAGACGUAGAGCAGGUUGAGCAGAAGCAGCAGCAGGAACGCUCGCUCACCCCCAAAGAGAUUCAGGGGCAGUUCAAUCUCCUUCGCGACUUGAGCGAUGCUGAGUUGGAGACUCUGAACAAGAAGGUUCUCAAGAAGAUCGACUGGCACCUGAUGCCGGCCAUUACCAUGAUGUUUCUCAUGUGUUACCUCGACAGAAUCAACGUCUCCAACGCAAGACUUGCGGGCAUGCAGAGUGACCUGCACAUGUCAGACACCAUUUGGAACCUUGGAAUUUCUACCUUCUACAUUGGCUAUUUGUUUGGUCAGCUACCUGGAAACUUGUGGUUGGCCAAGGCUAGCCCCAGAUUCUUCUUGCCUUUGGUAAUGUUGGCCUGGAGUGUGUGCACCAUCUGCACACCGGCUUUGACCAAUGGUGCUGGUUUUGCCGCCAUUCGCUUCUUCACCGGACUGGCUGAAGCCCCUUUCUUUCCCGGUAUCACUCUGAUAACUUCUUCGUGGUACACCAAGCACGAAAACCCUACGCGUAUGGCCGUCUGGCACGCAGGAAACACCAUCUCCAACAUCAUCUCGGGUUUCCUCGCGGCCGGCAUCUUGACCACCAUGAGCGGAGUCGCUGGGUUGCACUCUUGGCAGUGGUUCUUCCUCAUUGAGGGAAUUGCUUCCAUCAUCGUUGCCGUGGUCGCCAUGAUUGUGCUGCCCGACUACCCACACAACACGCGCUUCCUCAGUGAGCAGGAGCGCGAGAUGGCACAGUACCGCGUUCUCUGCUCCAACGGCGGCAAGGACGAGGGCAUCGGUGGAACUUGGGAUGGUGUCAAGGAGGCCGUCAAGGAUCCCUUUACCUGGAUCUUUUGCCUUAUGCACUUUGCCUUGGUCACGGCUCAGAGCUUCAAGGAUUUCUUCCCAUCUAUCGUCAAAACCUUCGACUUCGGCGAGCUCACAACCUACUUCAUCCAGGCACCACCCUACGCCUUUGCCUACGCCUUUGCCUGCCUGUGCGCCUGGUCAUCCGGCCGCCACCAGGAGUCGUUCUGGCACGUCGUGGUGCCCAUCAUCGGCAGCGCGGUGGGUUGCGCCGUGCUCAUCUCGACCGAGAACGUGGGUGCUCGCUACUUUGGCCUGUUCCUGCUCAUCUCGGGCACGUACAACGGUCUGAACCUGCAGCUGUCUUGGGAGACGACGCUUGUGCCCGCCCCUCGCAGCAAAAAGGCAGCCCUUAUCGCCAUCGCAAACUGCAUCAGCCAAACCAGCCACUGGUUCAGCCCUUACUUUUGGCCGACUUCACAGGAGCCCUUUUACCGUCUCGGUGGCGGAUUGGUGCUAUUUGGCUGCCUGUGCGUCGUCAUUUCUGCCUGGCUGGCCAAGUGGCGUGCAAUCAAGCUCAACAAGAAGCUGGACGAGGCCGAGGGCUGGUCGGAGCACUCUGGUGUCGAGAGGGGAUGGAGAUACGUUACCUAA